AUGUUAAAGCGGAAAGAAAGACACACUGAUCGUGAAUUAGCUAAUUUAUUGCAAGAUAAAGGGCUUGAUCCUAAUUUUUCAGUGAUACUGAAGGAGAAUGGAUUGGACCCAAUGAUUUUAGCCUUGUUGCAGAAAGUAGUUUGGACGCUGAUCGAGAAUAUCGCGAUAAGGGCAUACGCAUCAACUGACUGGAGAGGAUUUACAAGUCCUGAGGGAAGAAAGUAUUACUAUAACAAGGUUACUAGAAUGUCCAAAUGGAGAAUGCCUGAUGAAGUCAAGUUGGCUUAUGAAAAGGACACCAUUUCACAUGCUUUUGAUUUUGGAUCCAUUUCUAUUAUUAAAAUAUCAUCCCCGGGUGCAGAUGGUUCAUUAAUCUCGGCAUACGAUGAUAAAUCAAGCCCAACUGUUGUGUCACCAGCUGCUAACUUACCAACUAAGUGGCUUCAGAAUCAUCAAGUUUAUAUGAAUGUCAAGAAAUAUGCUGCAAUAACUGAAAUCAGAGGUGCUACUCCAUCAGAUGAGAAAAUAGUCGAGCUGGGACCAUUAGUUUAUGAGAGGAAAACGAAGGCAAAGAGUGCAUUCAAAACUCUUUUGGAAUCUGUAAAUAUUAGGUUUGAUUGUACGUGGGAUCAGGCCAUGAGAGCAGUAAUUAAUGACCGGAGAUAUGGUGCUCUAAAUUCCCUUUGUGAGUGGAAGCAAGCUUUUAAUGAGUAUCUGAGCCAAAAGAAAAAACUAGAAGCUGAAGAGAGGCGUGUUAAAUAGAAGUAAGUGAAAUUUUCUUUUGUGGGUGAUUGCAAGGAGCUGUCACCAUCGUCAAGAUGGAGUAAGGCAAUCUCCAUAUUCGAACAUGAUGAACGUUUUAAAGCUGUUGAGCGAGCUAAAGACUGUAAGGACCUUUUUGAAGAUUAUGUGGAGGAACUUGAGAAAAAGGAGAUAGAACAUCCAUAGUUCCAUUGUUGCUGACUUCUUUUGUUCAAGCCAGUAGCCAGUGGUGAAGAGUUCAGGACCGCUUGGAAACUGA
Capsicum annuum is the source of this 1021-nucleotide messenger RNA. RefSeq names its product pre-mRNA-processing protein 40A-like. Gene Ontology annotation, biological process: mRNA cis splicing, via spliceosome. NCBI's taxonomy places the organism in Eukaryota, Viridiplantae, Streptophyta, Magnoliopsida, Solanales, Solanaceae. Gene Ontology annotation, molecular function: RNA binding; protein binding. The record is from RefSeq and is a predicted model, not a curated record. The transcript is spliced from 11 exons. Gene Ontology annotation, cellular component: U1 snRNP; U2-type prespliceosome.